Gordionus sp. m RMFG-2023 is the source of this 2044-nucleotide messenger RNA. RefSeq names its product zinc finger MYM-type protein 1-like. The record is from RefSeq and is a predicted model, not a curated record. NCBI's taxonomy places the organism in Eukaryota, Metazoa, Nematomorpha, Gordioida, Chordodea, Parachordodidae. The transcript is spliced from 5 exons. Bases 20 to 2023 code for a protein of 667 amino acids.
GAAUAAUUUAGUCCGGGAUAUGGAGAGACAUACAACAUCCCCUGUUCAUGCAGAUUGUGAAUAUGCACAUAUGGCAUGGAUUUCUCGGGGGCGUAUUGAUGACCACAUUUUAUUCAACCGAGAGGAAAUUAUAACCCAAAAUCGUUAUAUUAUCCAUAAUAUAAUUGAUGCUAUUGUGUAUUUAAUACGGGGCAAUAUUGCUUUUUGGGGAAGCAAUUCUCAUGAUGGUAAUUUUUCAAGACUUAUAACUUUGAUCUCAAAGAAUGUUCCAGUAUUAAGAGCAUAUCUAGAGAAAAAUAGUAGUUUACAAGGAAAAAGUGGUAAUAAAAUAUUAAGGCCACAAAUAAACUUCAUAUCCUAUGGCCAUGUUAAAAAAUUGGCUAAGAUAAUAAAAAUAAAAAUAUUGAAUGAAAUAAUUAAACAAAUUAUUUCAAAUUGUGCCUUUAGCUUAAUAUUAGAUGGUACAUAUGAUAUUUCAAAAAAGGAAUGUGUUGCCUUAAUUAUAAGGUAUAUACAAGAAUAUCCACACCCACACCCAGUAGAAAGAAUUAUUAAUAUUUUUACAACUUCUGACACAACAGGAGAAAAUAUUAAAAAUAAUGUUUUAACUAAAUUAAAGGCAUUACAUCUUCCACUAGAAUACCUGAUUGGGCAAAGUAUGGAUGGUGCUAGUAAUAUGAGAGGUGUUAAUAAGGAAGUACAGGCUUUAAUAUUUAAAGAAGCUCCUAAAGCUAUUUAUGUCUGGUGCCAUGCUCAUAGGCUUAAUUUAAUUGUUAUUCGUAUAUGUGGAUAUGGGAAUGAAAUUAAAAAAACUAUGGGAAUUUUAGAUGAAUUAUAUAAUUUUAUGAAUGGAGUUAAACGCCAGGGUGUUUUUACCAAAUUUCAAAUGCAAAAAACCAAAAAAUCUCUCAAAAGAAUAAAAAACACAACAAGAAAUUGGGCAUCAUCUUUCAAAGCAUUACAAAAUUUUUUAGAUGUUUAUGAAUAUAUAAUAGCCUCCUUGACAGAGUUAAGCAAUUCCGAUGACGCAAUCACAUUUUCAAUUUCUGAGGGAUUGCUAUCUAGAAUAAAACGAUAUGAUUUUAUUUUAGGAUUAUUUAUUUUAAGAAUAAUCUUAAAAUGUACACAUGAAACUUGCAUUGAAAUGCAGGCAAUUGGAAAUGAUUUAGCAAUGAUGAUUAAAUUGAUCCAACAUACAAAAAAUAAAUUCCAAAGAUUAAGGGCAAAUGGUGAUAAUAUAUUAACAUCAUUACAUACCGAUGUUAAAUCAUUUAUGGAUAAGAAUAAUGUUACAACCGAUAUUUAUAAUAUUAAGUCAAUAUUUAAAUUGGAUCAAAAAGAGUUUGAUAAUUAUAUUGAACAACAAAAAGAAAAAUAUAAAAAUGAAAAUUUUUACCCAGUGAUUAAUAUGAUCAUUGAACAAUUAAAUGAAAGAUUUAAUUAUGAAUCAUUAAACUUUUUAAAUCAGAUUUCUAUUUUUACUCCUGCGGGAUUAGCAGAUAAUGAGAAUAUAGAAAUUUCCCAGAUAUCUGAAAUUGUGUGUUUAUAUAAUUUUGAUCCACAGAAAAUUAUAGAUGAAUUUUCCAAUUUUAGACCAUUAUACUUAGAUUCCUUAUCAAUCAUUUAUAGUAAAGAUUUAAUCAAUAUUAGAAAAAAUGAUACCUUAUAUGAUGAAAGUGAAAACAUUAUAAAUGAUAGUAAAAUGACCGAAACAAAAAGAUGGCUGAAAUAUUCAUUUAUUCUACCAUAUAGAUUAUUAAUUAAAUCAAGUUCUUUUCCUUAUCUUAAAACGUUAUAUAAAUAUUUUAUAACCCUCCCCACCACCUCAUGCUCUGCUGAAAGAGCUAUGAGUAAAGUCAAAAUUGUUAAAACACGUAUUCGAAAUAAAAUCUCUGAUUCUUUUUUAGAAAAUUUAUUAUUAAUAUCAAGUGAAAUUGAUAUAUAUGAUACAUUUAAAACAGAAGAUAUUAUUACAGAUUUCGCGUUAACUUCUAAAAGACUAUCUAAUCUUUUAAUUGGAUAAUCCUUUUUUUUAAAUAUUAAA